AUAAUAAAAAUCCUGAUUAUAGUCACAAAUGGAUUGUUCAUGCAUUCGAAACUCCUGUUUAUGCAAAUGAGAAUAAUUUGUAAACAGAUCAAAAAGUAAUAACAUCAAGUGUGAAGUUUCUUUUGCUCAUGCGCAUGAAGCUUAAUAGGAAUAAAUUAGUCGCAUUAAAAAGGAAUGGAUUGUCAAGAAAUAUACGCCUAUCAAGAUGGAAGUUUAAUAAUUGAUGAUUUACCUAAUGAGGUUUUUGAGCGCAUAGUGUCUUACUUGAAUGUAGAAGAUUGCAAAGUUGCCUCUCUGGUCAAUCACCGAUGGUCCCAGUUUUGUUUUUCACGCAUUGUCCUCGGAAAGGUACUUCUGGAAAUCAACUGUGCCCAACGUGAUGCCUACUACUAUUGGACUGUAUUGGAGAACAGCAUUCGAUGCUAUCGAAAUGUGGUGCUGAAGUUCGCUUUCGACGAUGAAGGUUAUCUUUUGAGAGUGCUUGACAAAUUUCAGGACAGCUUAGUAUGGAUCAGCAUUGAGCAGGAUGCCGAUGCACGGUUGCUGCACACCGAAAUCUCAUCCACUUACUUAACCCGGAUGCUACAGACAUUCGUCAACGUAAAAGUGCUCACCAUUAAGACUAUCAUGGAGCUAUCGGAUUCAGUAGAUGGGUCGGAACUGCCACAGCUGGACAAACUCGAGUCGAUCUGUUUGUACACACACUGUAUGGAAGGGGACUGGGUCAAUUGGACCCAAAUGUGUCGUAAUCUUAAACGUAUCGGAAUUCCUCUGCAGGAUGGCCAUGUAGGAUUCCCUAAACUCAUUCAACAUUUUUGUGAUCAAGUCGUGCAUCUGUCCAUUGAUGCGAGAUUCGUCGAGCGUGAUUCUCUCAACUUUGUACACGAGGAAUUCCCAAAACUGAGAAAGUUUCGCUUACUCUACCCAAUCAGCAACCCUCCAGUAGCAGGACUUAUCAAAUCGUUUAUCUGUCGGUUGUCAAACCUAACUGAAAUAAGUCUGUUUGCCAACUCAAUCACUAAAGAAACCCUAGAAGCUAUAACCAAAAGUUGCAAUCAGCUGCAAAUGGUCAGUUUGGACACCAACGAUGUUCCGAUUACAGCGUUUUCCAUUCUAUCAAAACUUCCGCAGCUGCGACAGCUGGUGUUGCACAAAAUUACCGUCGAGCCUGCCAUGGUCACUUCGACUUCGUGUUUCCCCGCGUUACGCCGACUGACGUGCCUUUCGAUCCGAAUCAAUUGUCCGGAUGCGUUUUUUCAGCAGCUGAAUAGGAAGAUCCCGUUGCUGACCGAGCUGGAGCUGUUGGAUCGCUUUCGCUUCGGAAUCAGCAAUUUCAAUCAGAAUGGCAUCGUGGCAGCCAUCUGCGCCCACAUGAUCAAUCUACGGCGGCUUGCACUGGUAGAUUGGGCCAUCUUAGAUCUGUCGAUUUUCGAAGAUCUACAUUUGUUGAAGAACCUCGAAGAACUGAGAGUGAAGUGCAUUGGAAUUAAUGCAAACAAGACUGUUCCCCGCUGUGAAGGAGUAAAGAAACUAAUUCUGGAUAUCGAAGCGCACAAACCAACAGAUACGAUCCCUCCCGUAAGCCGUCUGACCCUGGCAGAAAUAAUUUCCGGAGCCUUUCCUAACUUGAAAAGUAUCGAACUACCCAAGCAACUACUCGAUAAGACUAAAUGCUCCGAACAGGAAAUUGCUGCCCUCCGAUCGGCUAUGCCCGAUUGUACGCUUUACCGCCGCACUCGUCCACCAAUGGCAGACAAAGACUACGCAGCUUUGCUCUAGUCCGAAACGCGGCUCUGUAGAAGGACUUUCUCUAUUAAAUGCCAUUAUUACUGCGACGUAGUUAAGCGCUUUUGUGUACAAGGCCUUAUGUUUUACCUUGUCUUGCAU
Armigeres subalbatus is the source of this 1887-nucleotide messenger RNA. RefSeq lists its product as uncharacterized. Gene Ontology annotation, molecular function: protein binding. The record is from RefSeq and is a predicted model, not a curated record. NCBI's taxonomy places the organism in Eukaryota, Metazoa, Arthropoda, Insecta, Diptera, Culicidae. Gene Ontology annotation, cellular component: SCF ubiquitin ligase complex. The transcript is spliced from 5 exons. Bases 175 to 1779 code for a protein of 534 amino acids. Gene Ontology annotation, biological process: SCF-dependent proteasomal ubiquitin-dependent protein catabolic process.